AUGCCCGAUCCUCAGCCGGCUAUCUUAAUAUUUAUGAACUUACUCCAACAUCCACAGGUUCUGGACAACAAUUUUCGCGGCCUCGUCAACUUGCUUGAACUUCACCUUGAUUGGAAUCGGAUCGAAUCAAUGGGUUCAGGAACGUUCCAGCACCUCCAUGAACUGCGAGUUCUAUCCCUGAGGGGCAACAGGAUCCAUCAACUCUCACCAAGACUCUUCCUCAAGCUGGCCAAGCUCAGGUUCUUGGACCUCAGUGACAACGAUCUGGAACAUUUGGAUCCGGAAGUCUUCAAGGAUGUACAGGAAUUACGUACCUUUUCCUGUCGACGUUGCAACCUGCGAAACAUGAACCCGCAUAUUUACAGCCUCCUGUCCAACCUUGCUCACCUUGAUCUGGGUGAGAACCAAUUUAAGUACCUGGACCGGGAAGAGUUCAGGGACCUGAAGAAGCUGAUGUCGCUGAGGCUGGACGGCAACCACUUCCCGGUCGUCUUGGAGGGAACCUUCGCUUCACAGGGCAGGCUUCAGUACCUCAACCUUGCGCGGAGCCAGAUCGCCAAGGUCACGAACCAUGCCUUCGACAACUUAACCUCACUACUGGAACUCGACCUUAGCUAUAACAAGCUGGACCGGUUGGAACCAAUAACAUUUCAGCCUUUAGCUCCUAAUCUUAGAUCUCUGUUGGUUUCAGGGAACAAUAUAAAGGUGGAUGAUUUUCUUUAUGUUCUCCAGGUGACGACAAGGCUCAAAGAACUCGCUAUGGCUGACCUUGACGUAAAACAUGGACUCCCGUUGGGCCUCUUGGCUCAUGUGGAGACGCUGAAACACAUGAAUCUCUCAGGGAAUGGUCUUAACAGAUUCCCGUUCCAACUCCUUAUACCAGUUCCAGGUUUGGUGACUCUGGACUUGUCGAGGAACAAGCUACAUUCUUUGGACGAAGGAUCUGUAGCGAAGAUGGAAUUCAUUCCUAACGUACACUUAAACGACAAUCCUUGGGCCUGUGACCUCUGCCAUAUUUUACCAAUGUUGAAAUCCAACGCCAGCUGGAAGUCUUCGGCAGUUUGUUCCGUUCCUCACCAGCUUCGAGGGCGCUCCAUCGCAAGCCUCAAUGCCGAACAACUUAGCCUCUGCGGAAGUGGGCUGGACUACAAGGAAGAAGGCUUUGCAGGUCUUGCCUUGACUCACAAGACACAGCUCGGUUUGAUUGCAGCUGGGUCCGCAGUGGCAUUGCUUGUGAUCACGAUGGCCGCGGUCGUCGCCGGUCUGUUGUACAACAAAAAUCACACCGCCUACUACUACACAAACGAGCAGAAAAGGAAAGCUGCCAAGGCCAAGGACAUCUGCAAUGGUUUCAACGCUGAGAAGAAGGUGUCUAUUGCUACCAUCGACGAGAUUACAAAGGAUCCUGAACUAGAAGUUCUAGCAGAGACCUCCUGAGGUUCGGCCCAAGUUCUGGCUCAGGUUACGGUCGAGUCCGAUCAAAACUGCUGUCAGAACUGGGUAGUGCUGUAGUUUGUAAUACAGUCCAGUAAAAAAGUGAACAGUGCCAUUAAAAACUUAAAAGACUAAUAUAUGAAACUUUAGACUAUUUAUUGAGAAAUUUAACCUUGAUUUAUUACUUGAUUGUUUCUGAAAACUAAAGGUCAAAGUUAUGAAG
Messenger RNA from Nezara viridula (southern green stink bug), 1657 nucleotides. Lineage: Eukaryota; Metazoa; Arthropoda; Insecta; Hemiptera; Pentatomidae. The record is from the annotation of a GenBank genome assembly.